Molecule: messenger RNA, 1497 nt
Organism: Ilex paraguariensis (yerba mate)
Lineage: Eukaryota; Viridiplantae; Streptophyta; Magnoliopsida; Aquifoliales; Aquifoliaceae
Source: the annotation of a GenBank genome assembly
AUGGGAGAAGAUGAGAUUUAUACGAAUGAUGGGACCAUUGAUAUCCACAAAAAUCCUGCUAAUAAGAAGGAAACUGGGAAUUGGAAGGCAUGCCGCUUCAUCCUUGGGACUGAAUGUUGUGAGAGGUUGGCAUACUAUGGCAUGAGUACCAAUCUGGUGAACUAUCUUCAGAUUCGCCUCAACCAGGGAAAUGUCACUGCAUCAAACAAUGUUACAAACUGGUCAGGAACCUGCUAUAUCACACCGUUGAUUGGGGCUUUCUUAGCUGAUGCCUACUUGGGAAGAUACUGGACAAUUGCCGGUUUCUCUAUCCUCUAUGUUUUUGGGAUGACACUAUUGACAUUGUCUUCUUCUGUCAAUGGAUUAAAGCCAGUAUGUGAUAAGGAUGGUUGCCACCCAACUGUAUCACAAACUGCAGUUUGCUUUUUAGCCUUGUAUUUAAUUGCUCUUGGAACUGGUGGAAUCAAACCAUGUGUCUCAUCCUUCGGUGCUGAUCAAUUUGAUGAAACUGAUGAAACCGAGAAGAAAAAGAAGAGCUCUUUCUUCAAUUGGUUCUACCUUUCGAUCAAUAUAGGUGCACUCAUUGCUUCAUCAGUCUUGGUCUGGAUACAAAUGAAUGUGGGCUGGGGAUGGGGAUUUGGAAUUCCAGCAGCUGCAAUGGCCAUUGCAAUUGUGUUUUUCUUCUCAGGCACCCGUUUGUACCGGUUCCAGAAACCUGGAGGGAGCCCCCUGACACGGCUUGUCCAGGUGCUAGUUGCAUCCAUGAGAAAAUUUAAUGUGAAAGUCCCUGCUGAUAAAUCUCUUCUUCAUGAGACUGCUAGUCUGGAAUGUAACAUCCAAGGAAGCCGCAAGCUCGAGCACACUGAAAAAUUCAGAUUUUUUGACAAGGCUGCUGUGGAGAUUGAAACUGAUCAAAUCAAGGGUAUUAUGAGUCCAUGGAGACUCUGUACAGUGACUCAAAUCGAGGAGCUCAAGUCCAUCAUCCGCCUGCUCCCUGUGUGGGCAACUGGAAUAGUUUUUGCCACUGUGUAUGGUCAAAUGAGCACCAUGUUUGUCCUUCAAGGCAACACUCUGGACCAGCAUAUUGGGCCUCAUUUCGAAAUUCCAUCAGCUUCCCUCUCACUCUUUGACACCGUCAGUGUCAUCUUCUGGACGAUUAUAUAUGACAGAAUCAUCAUCCCUUGUGCAAGAAAGUUCACUGGCCACGAACGAGGCUUCACUCAGCUCCAACGCAUGGGCAUUGGCCUUGUCAUUUCCAUUUUCGCCAUGGCUGCUGCCGGGAUUUUUGAGGUCAUUCGACUUGCCAGUGAACCGGGACCACUGAGCCCUGGUUUUGCUCGCAUACAGUUUCUCUUCCACCACUCUGCCUCCGCCACCAUAACCGAAAAGCCAGAAAACCACACCCACAAAUAUCUUUUUUCUUUUCUACAUUCCACAGGUGCACCACGCUUUGAUAUCAUAGGUGCACCAUUAAAAGAAAAGCGAAAGAAACCUUGA